Molecule: messenger RNA, 1814 nt
Organism: Drosophila eugracilis
Lineage: Eukaryota; Metazoa; Arthropoda; Insecta; Diptera; Drosophilidae
Gene: Cyp312a1
Product: probable cytochrome P450 312a1
Exons: 3
Coding region: 204-1739 (511 amino acids)
Molecular function (GO): oxidoreductase activity, acting on paired donors, with incorporation or reduction of molecular oxygen; monooxygenase activity; heme binding
Source: RefSeq, a predicted model, not a curated record
GUCUCACAUCGGCUUAUAGUUCUUUUAAAUUGCCAAUCGAUCACCCGAUUUUUUCCAAGUGUAUGUCUGCUCGACAGCCAAGUUUUAUGACCCCUGGGUCCGGUGACCCUUUAGUAACCGUCUGAUCUCUGCGGCUGUGUUCCGCUUAAAACGCUUGAUGCGACAUCGUUACGAGGCAGUUGCUAUCUAGAAUCCACAUCGCAAUGUUCUGGCUCGGAUUCGGUUUCCUCCUUAUCGCGUUAUCCUUGUAUCUGCUAUAUGUCUUCGAGCGCCAGAACAGGAUCGAUCGCCUAACCCACAAUUGGCCAGGUCCACCAGCCUUGCCGUUCAUUGGCCAUCUGCACAUCCUGGCCAAGUUGAUGGGUCCGCAUCCAAUUCGUCGCGCCAGUGAAAUGAUUGGCGAUCAUCUGAAGGAUCAUCGCGGGAAACUGUGGAUGGGCACUAAGCUCUACCUCGUGGACUGCAAUCCCAAGGAUAUUCAGGCGCUAUGCAGUGCCCAGCAAUUGUUGCAAAAGACGAAUGACUACAUGGUCUUUGAGAACUGGCUUUGCGAAGGUCUCUUCACCAGUAAUCACGAGAAGUGGGCCCAUCGGAGGAAGAUCAUCAUGCCAGCCUUUAAUUACGCCAUGGUCAAACAGUUUGUGACUAUCUUCGAGAAGCAGUCAAGGAUUCUUUUGACCAAUGUGGCCAAGUAUUCCGAAUCCGGCGAGGCAAUGGAUUUUCUUAAUCUGGUCAGUUGCUUUACGUUGGAUACCAUUUGUGAAACUGCCCUCGGAGUCACUGUGGGUGCUCAAUCGAACGCCAAGUCAGACUACCUCGAAGCUGUGAAAGAAAUCCUUGUGAUCAUGGAUACACGUCUGAAGAACAUCGUCCUUCGCAGUUCGUUUAUUUUCAAACUGACAUCGCAUUACAAACGAGAAAAGGAACUAGUGAAAAUACUUCAUGGAUUCACGGAGGGCAUUAUCCAGAAGCGUUUGGAUGAGAUCAGUCAGGACGCGGAGAAUUUCAAUACCCAGAGCACUAAAAACGAAGAAAUGGACGAAGUAAAGCGGACCCUCUCCUUUUUGGAUAGUUUGCUCCAGGCAAAGGGCCCCGAUGGUAACCCUUGGUCUGUCAAGGACAUCCGCGAGGAAGUGGAUACGAUUAUAUUUGGUGGCUAUGACCUUACGGCUACCACCCUUAAGUUCUUCAUGUACAACAUGACCCUUUAUCCGGAGUACCAGAAGCGGUGCCGGGAGGAGGUGUGGUCAGUGUGUGGCAGGGACAAAAGUGAACCCAUCUCCAUUGAGCAAGUGCGUCAAUUGCAGUUCAUAGAGGCUUGCAUAAAGGAGACGCUUCGAAUGUAUCCCUCGGGUCCACUCACUGCCAGGAAGGCCACAGCCAACUGCCAAAUCAAUGAAUUCUUCAUUCCCAAAGGCUGCGAUGUGAUCAUUUCCCCAAUCUACAUGGGUCGCUGCAAGGAUUUCUUCCCGGAUCCCUUAGUCUUUAAGCCAGAUCGCUGGGCAAGCGGAGCGAAGGCCAAGAUUGAGGCCACUACUUUCAUACCCUUUAUGGCGGGGGCAAGGAGUUGCUUGGGUCAGCGGUAUUCUAUGGUGAUGCUUAAGAUUGUCCUAGCCCACCUGCUGAGGAACUUCCUGUUUGAGCCUCUUGGCGAGCGACAGGUGAAAAUGAAGCUCAACUUCGUGAUCACCUUGCACACCGUCGAACCAUAUCUUUGUAAGGUUAAAACUAUUGAUUGAGGAUAGCCAAGAGUCUCUUCACCAAAAUCGUUGUGAAUAAAGUUAGUUGAGUUUUUAGUUUUUAUUUUCUGAAAA